GGGGGGCCGCCGACGGGGCGAAGGAGGCGCGGGGUGUUCCCCGGAGAGCAUUGCCCGAGGCGUUAGACGGUGCUCACCCGGGGACGGAAGCGUUGGACCGGGGCUUAGCGGGCCAGCCAAAUCGGGAUUUCGCUCGCGGUCCAGACGCAGAGCCGGAGGUCGAGGGACGAGCGGAGCUGACGUCGGAUCCGGAAGGUGCGGCGCAGCGGUCGCGGCAUGACGCAACGGUCGUGAGAGGGACAGCUGCUGUCGCGGGCAAGCCACCCCUGGCCCACCACACGGUGUUCUUCGAGAAAGUCGUCACGCAAUACGACGUCAACAUCAUCAUGGCGAGGACGGACGGACUCAGGAUCGGGAAGGGCGAUGCACAACGGAUUGCAGAAGCAAUCGGAGGCACCCUCCCGCUGGCGCAAGUUUUCCGGGCCCCCGAGGGAGGAACGUGUCGAGUGAGAUUCCGGUCACGGGGCGAGUACGGCAAGGCAUGCUGCUGCGGCCAAUUCGCCGCUUUUGCAAGGGGACAUCGGAUCGCCGCCGGAGAUGUCGUCCGCUUCUCCAAGUCUGACGCGGGGGACUUCGUCAUCACCCUCGACAAGGGCAGCGGGAGCUCCGGCGAAAGUCAGCGCGGCUGCCCGACACCCGGCCCGUCCAAUGACGUGGGGGCCGCCGUGCGGCCGGGAGCCGGUGCGUUGCGUUUGCCGGCGGCAGCGAGGUGGCGGAGGGACAGCGGCCUGGGUCGGGGCCAGGAGGGGCACAAAGCAGCAUGGGACGGUGGCGACCCUGCGCAGAAGGUUGCGCUCGCCGCCCCCUCCGCAGCCGGAACCAGCGGCCCCGACCUCCGAGUGUGGCGCCGGGGGGAUGACAACAGUCGGGGUGUGAGCAGCCACGAUGGAGCGCCCGCCUCACAGGCAAUUCGCUGGGAGAGGACGCGAUGGAAAACGUGGGGGGGGGCGCUGGGCAGAGAAGCCACGCUUUGGAUAGCGAGGACGAUAACGAGGGUGACGACGGGGAGUUGGGGGGCUCAGGCGAGGUAA
Klebsormidium nitens is the source of this 1031-nucleotide messenger RNA. The record is from the annotation of a GenBank genome assembly. Lineage: Eukaryota; Viridiplantae; Streptophyta; Klebsormidiophyceae; Klebsormidiales; Klebsormidiaceae.